AUGGCAACCUCACCUAGUCCCGACGCUCUAGCAUCAGUCUCCCUCAAGCUGCCACCUUAUUGGCCUUCAGAUCCUCUUAUCUGGUUUGCUCAAGUGGAAGCUCAGUUCCAGACUCGCAAGAUAACAUCUCAAAAGGCCAGAUACGAUUAUGUGGUAGCUUCUCUUUUGCCUGAGGUAGCCGUGGAAGUACGUGAUCUGGUACUCAAAGCCCCUGACUCUGACCAGUAUGAUAAGCUGAAGGAAGCACUUAUUGAAAAGACAGCUGCUUCUAAGCAAAGGAGGCUGCAGCAGCUCUUUACGGGAGAACAGCUCAGGCAUCGCAAACCUUCCCAACUCCUCCGCUGGAUGGAGCAACAGCUCAGGCAAACUGCUGAGGAUGCUCCAGCAUUCCUGAAGAAGCUCUUCCUGCAGAGACUUCCUAGUGGUGUCAGGAUGGUGUUGGCUUUAGCUAAAGCAGACACGCCACUAGCAGAACUCGCUCUCUUGGCUGACAAGGUUAUGGAGGUUUCUUCUCCAACGCCACCACCACCCAUUAAUAGCAUGACUGAGAAGAGUACUUUGGCCACGGAGGUAGCACAGCUAAGGGAAGAGGUAGCUUGUCUCACUCAUCUGGUGAAGAGUGCCAGUAGAGCACCAUUGCAUGGACGAUCUCCUCAUCCCCAUCGUCAUCCUUCCCCGAGGAGGACCUCAUUUCAAGAUCCUUCAUCUAAACUCUGUUGGUACCAUGAACAAUAUGGUGACCAAGCUCGUAAAUGCAGGGAACCUUGUUCUUGA
Molecule: messenger RNA, 774 nt
Organism: Amphimedon queenslandica
Lineage: Eukaryota; Metazoa; Porifera; Demospongiae; Haplosclerida; Niphatidae
Exons: 1
Coding region: 1-774 (257 amino acids)
Source: RefSeq, a predicted model, not a curated record